Molecule: messenger RNA, 7276 nt
Organism: Thalassophryne amazonica
Lineage: Eukaryota; Metazoa; Chordata; Actinopteri; Batrachoidiformes; Batrachoididae
Gene: tns2a
Product: tensin 2a
Exons: 28
Coding region: 562-5694 (1710 amino acids)
Biological process (GO): peptidyl-tyrosine dephosphorylation
Molecular function (GO): protein binding; protein tyrosine phosphatase activity
Source: RefSeq, a predicted model, not a curated record
AACAAGAGGAGAGGGAGAAGGAUGGGGUGCAUUGUGCAGACCGGAGGGCUGCAGAAGAGAAUAGAAAUAAGGAGUGAAUGAUACAUGGAAAGGAGACAGACUUGGACAAGAUGGGGGUGUGCAUGUCUGAGCACAACACACUGUAGAUCUGAGCUCACGUGAAGCAAAAUCAAAGGCCAGGCUGAAAGUGUUUGCAACUUUGAGACGCAGCCGAGGAGAGAAAGUGGGUGGAGACCAAAAACGAAAACAAAAAAAGAGACAUCACUUAUGGCUGCUGCAGACGCUUGUUCGAAAGGACAAGAGGUAUUUUUAAAAAGUGUGGAGGAGCGGCACAGAGAGCGUGCAGAGCGAUCCUCCCCUCUGUCCCCUCAGCAGGACAAGAACACUGAACCAGAGCCAGAAAAAGGGGAAGGGCCUCCUUCUCCUCCUCUCCAGCUGACAAAAACAGCUGCCCAGGAACCCGCACUGGAAAACCACGACUGUUUACAGGACAAGGACAGAAGGGGUCAGAGUGGAGGACGAGGAGCCCAAAAGUCCCAGGUCUAGGAGCCGUCCACCUAUAUGGGUUGCGUCCUGAGUUCAGACUGGUGCGGGGAGGAAGAGGUCCAAACUGUGGCGGUGGUCAGACACUCGUCUCUGAAAAGAAGGAGCGUGGAGAGGAGCGACAGCGGGAAAAUGAGGCUGACAAAGGCGGGGAAGGGGGAGCCUCAUGCCUUCAAGGAAAAGACCUUCAAAAAGAAGCGUCAGUGCAGCGUGUGCCAUCAGAACAUUGACAGCGUGGGCUCCUUCUGCAGAGUAUGCAAGACAGCAGCUCAUAGGAAAUGUGAGGCUAAGGUGACCUUGGCGUGUAUCCCGUCUCCCUCUCAUGAUCUGCAGCGUAGAGGAACCGCUCCUUCUCGACACAUCGCGCACCUGGGGUCCACAAAGUCUUUGACUUACACCAAACAAAGAAACACUCUUCCAAGGAGCUUCAGCAUGGAUCGUGUGAUGGAGCGAGUGAUGGAGCGGCACUAUGACUUUGACCUGACCUACAUCACUGAGAGGAUCAUCUCCGUGUUCUUCCCACCAAAGCUCGAAGAGCAGAGAUACAGACUCAACUUAAAGGAGGUGGCUGCCAUGCUCAAGUCCAGACACCAGGACAAAUUUCUGCUCCUGAACCUAUCUGAACGGCGUCAUGACAUCACCCGUCUGAAUCCAAAGGUUCACGACUUUGGUUGGCCUGACCUCCAUGCCCCUCCACUGGAUAAGAUCUGUGCCAUAUGUAAGGCUAUGGAGAUGUGGCUGACCUCUGACCCCCAACAUGUGGUGGUCCUGCACUGCAAGGGCAACAAAGGCAAAACUGGUGUGAUUAUUGCAGCCUACAUGCACUACAGCAAGAUCUCUGCAGGGGCGGACCAGGCUCUCAGUACUCUGGCCAUGAGGAAGUUCUGUGAAGACAAGGUGUCCUCUUCCCUCCAGCCGUCCCAAAACAGGUAUAUCUAUUACUUUGGGGGCCUUCUCUCAGGAGCGAUCAAGAUGAAUAGCAGCCCUCUCUUCCUCCACCAAGUCCUCAUCCCGUCACUCCCUAAUUUCCAGGGUGAAGGAGGUUAUUACCCCUUCUUGAAGAUUUAUCAGUCCAUGCUGUUGGUUUACACAUCUGGAAUAUAUGACCUGCAAGGCACCGGAGGCAGGCGACUGUAUGUCACCAUCGAACCAGCACUGCUCCUAAAAGGUGACAUCAUGGUGAAGUGCUACCACCGGCGAGCCCAAAGUGCUGACAGAGACACUGUGUUUAGGCUGCAGUUCCACACCUGCACCAUACAUGGAUCUCAGCUGUGGUUUGGCAAAGGAGAGCUGGAUGAGGCAUAUACUGAUGAGCGUUUUCCCUCUGAUGCCACAGUGGAAUUUGUGUUCUCUUCUGGACCUGAGAAGAUGAAAGGUCGUGAAUACCACAAGAAUGAUCCAGCAGUCACAGUUGACUACAACACAUCUGACCCAGUGGUUCAUUGGGAUUCCUAUGAGAACUUUAACCAGCGAUACCAGGACAGUCUUGAGGAUAUUGCCCACACCAGAGGCCCAUUAGAUGGCAGUCUCUAUGCCCAAAUAAAGAAGCGCAGAGGACCUGGUUCUGGUUCUCUCUCUUCAACCAAUGGCAGCAGCCCAGGGGCAGGGACUACAGAAGACAGACCUGACCACUUCAUUGCUCAUGAGUCUGACUCUGCUCUCUCGGCCCAAUCCAGCCAUGUGACUCAAUCGCUCAUCCAUCCCGAGCAUCAUGAAGAUCUUAUUCGUCCUCCACCACCGACCAGGCAAGAGCGUGAAGAACUUGAACGUCUCCUUGGAGGUAUAGAAGGAAACCGAGAACGUGAGACGGCAAUCUUGGAUGACGGAGAUUCGUUGCCAUCGGAGAAAACUGGAACACUAAGGCUGAGUCGAUCAUGUUCCUGCCGUGAUGGUUACCGAUCCCAGCGCUGUGCAGAGCCUGGUUGUGAUCGCACCCUCCUUAUGCCUAAUGGGUACUGCCUUGAACGAGCUCCCGGCACCAACGGACACCAUGGAGCGGCUCCGUCCGCUCGCCACUACUCAGCCGUUCCUCCAUCACAUAUGGAUCUGUGCCAGCAUUACAGCCCUCAUUCACACCAGUCCCUCCCUCCUCCAGAUCUGGUGUGGGAUCGUCAGAGUGUUUCUCCACAUUACCUACAUCGCUCCUUCUCAGAGGCCCCCUCAUCUCGCCAUUUCUGCCCCUACCAAUCUUCAGAACUUUCCCCUCACUCUCAUAACCACACCCAUCACCAGCCUCUGUCUGCUCCAGGACGGCUCUGCUGCAGAGAGGACAGCUACAGUCCCUACCACCACCCUUCUCCACCACACAGCCUCCACCAUGCCCACUCGCACCGCCCAAAACCCUCCACAAGCCCUACUUAUGAAGAUAUCAUGCUCAUGGAUGGUUGCCCUUGCAGGGACUGCAGCAGCAGGAGAGAAGACUCAGCAGCCUAUCACAGCCUAAGAAUGGACCAAGGUGACAGCUUCCAUUGGGAUCCAGAGGCAGAGCUUCAGCCAAGAGAGGUGGGCCUAAGGAGAAACAGGAAGGCGGAAUUACCAAGAGCGUCAGAACUUCACUGGGAAAGGGAUCCUGGGUUAAGACGAGGCAGAGAAAUGCCCCUUCACUGGGAGAGAGACAGAGAUGCUGAACUGCAAUGGGAAAGAGAGAGAGAGGCUGAGUAUUGGCACAGAAGGGCCACCUCCUAUGGUCCACAAGGUCAUGACCUUCCUGCUUUCACUUUUGACCCUUUGCCAUCUGGUCAUCCAGCUUAUCCAGAACCAUCGAGGUCCCAUGCUCAUUCCCAUCUGGACCUCAAGUACAGCAGUAGCAGUAGUGGUUACCAAACGCCCCGCCAGGUGUGCCCCUGCUCACCUUACCAGCCUUCACCGUCUGAAAGCAGGGGCUACGCGUCUGGAUACCAGUCUGACUCCACCUCCCCUCUGCCUCCUGCGUCCUCCAUGAUGGGGCACUGCAGCCACAGCAUCGGUCCACCAGAACAUAACCACCACGACUGUCAUCCAGACUCUCAACAGUCAUUUGGCUCUGACUCUCACACCGAUGGUCUUCGUAGUUCUGGUGAAAGUGUAGGAUGGAGGGAUCAUAUUAGCCGUGGAUCUUUUAAGAGUGUCCACAGAGACAAUGGCCUUGUCGCAUCCUCCACGCCAUCUGACAUGUCUGGACCGCCCACUCCUGUCCACACCAGCAGCCCUCUAUGCACAGAGGAAAGUCCCAGUCCCGGAGUGAGGGAGAAUGAGAUACAGACCACAGACAUCCUCAGCAGUGACUAUGAAACCUCUCAGCCUCACAGCGCAAACUGCUGUAGUGACGGUAUUGUCCAGGAAGUCCCCACAUGUCACACAGAGCACUCACCCCCGCGACAGGCUGCCAAAGACACACAGUCACACACAGUGACCAUGACGACACAAAGUGAAGCUCAUAACCAUUGCACUGUCCCCACAGACCCUCACCCUCCAGCAGAUACACCUUCUGCUUCAUCAACAAAGAACCCAAACAGUUUUGACUCUGUGCCUACAUCUGACCAGGCAAGUGCACAAUGCCAGACAUCUUCUUCUGCAGCAGAUACAAAACCUCAGUCUGGUCCCCUCAUCCACCAGAACCCCUGUUCUGCAGAGGCCUCCACGUCCAAACCUCCAUGCCAGACGCAAACGCAAACCAACAGCUCUGACGGAGCAGUAACAUCACAGCCGCAGGUCAACGGAUCAUCUCCACCCAGAGUGCCUACCCCAGACACUCCAAAACCAAAUGCUGCAUCUGUUCCAGCAUCUCCAACCCCAGCUUCACCAUCAUCCCCUCAGCCCCAGUCCAGCAGCAGGGAGGGCUCCCCUCACUCUGAUUCUCCAGUUCCCGGGUUUGCCACAUUGGGGAGGAAGUUGAUGUUGAGUGGACCUGACACUCAUCAUCCCAACCACAUCCUUCAGGACGGAUGCUCACAUCACCACUCCAUGGAGCACACGGCUGUGGGCCACAUGGACAAACCUCACACUCCUGCUGUGGACACUAACAAGAGGCACUGUCACUCUGCUCACCUGCCUCACCUCCACCCGUCCAGCUAUUCCACCAUCUCCAUCCCCCUUCCUCAUCCUCAGCCACCUUUGCCAGAAAAGCGCCACCCUCCUGCACACUUAGCUUCCCCCAACAAUGGGUUGAAGCCAGUCAUGGCCCAUGUGCCUCCCUCUACAACUGGCACCAGCCAGCAGCAGCACCACCAUGUGACAUUCUCGCCCACUGUAGGGGAAAUUGCACCCUCUGCUGGCCACAAUGAUGAAGUGGAGCCUGAAAGUGCAAAUCAAGUCAAUGUGCGGUUUGUCCAGGAUAGUUCACGCUUCUGGUAUAAACCGGGUAUAUCCAGAGAACAAGCAAUUGCAGCUUUGAAGGAGAGGGAGCCAGGAUCCUUUCUGGUCAGGGACAGUAACUCCUUUCAGGGAGCUUAUGGUCUGGCCCUGAAGGUGGCCACUCCACCGCCCAACAUCAACAACCACAGCAGCAAGGUGAGUGACCCCCUGGAACAGCUGGUGAGGCACUUCCUAAUAGAAACAGGCCCUCGAGGAGUCAAGAUUAAAGGAUGUCAGAAUGAGCCUUACUUUGGAAGUCUCUCUGCAUUAGUCUACCAGCACUCCAUCACACCCAUCUCUCUGCCCUGCACUCUGAAGAUACCAGAAAAAGAUCUGAUAGGGGAGGUGCAAGAGGUCCAACCAGUCAGUAACAUCAGCACGGCCGCUGACCUGCUCAAACAAGGAGCCGCCUGCAAUGUCCUCUACCUGAACUCUGUGGAAACAGAAUCACUGACUGGACCCCAGGCCAUCGCCAAGGCCACAGAUGCUACCUUGGGUCGCAGCCCACGUGCCGGGGCCACCAUAGUCCAGUUUAAAGUGACGUCACAGGGCAUUACACUGACUGACAGCCAGCGCAGGCUUUUCUUCAGGAGACAUUACCCAGUGAACAGUGUGACAUUCAGCAGCAUCGACCCCAAAGACCGGAGGUGGACUAAUAACUCAGACAACACCACUGUUAAGGUGUUUGGAUUUGUUGCCAAGAAGCCGGGCAGCUUGGCAGAGAACGUUUGCCACCUGUUUGCCGAACUGGACCCCGAACAGCCGGCCUCUGCCAUUGUCAACUUCAUCAACAAAGUCAUGUUGUCUCAGCGCCGCUAGAAAGAAACAGAAGAAACACCUCAGACCUGACCAACAGCGACAAAAGGCUGUCAGUGCUGACAAAACAUUUACGUCAUGACAGAGUUAUUGUUGGUUGAGUUUGUGUCCAUCUAUUAUUGUGGCAUAUUUUCUGUGUUGGAAUGCCCAACACCGGGGUCAACAUGUCCUUAAACGGUUAGUCCUUCCUAACAGCUCAACAUAAAUGACAUUUUUGUCAUCAACAUGGACGUGCACGGAAAGUAUACGCAUAGUCUGUCAGCUACAAUCAAAGCACACGAGUGGGGGAGGGGUUCCUAAUCCUUCCAACUAAAACAAACUAAUCCUACUCGUUUGUUUGUUUUUAAAGACACUUACCAAUCAUAGUUAUUGAUAGUUAAUUGAUGGACAUGUUUCGUUCGUUACUCCACAUAAUUCAUUCCUUACACCUCGUUUAACUUUUAAAUAUUUUGAAGGGUAUUGUAUGGAGAAGGACACAAGACACGAUUCUGAUAUCACAAUUCCUCCAAGGAUGAGGAGGCUUCAGACUUUCUUUUCCAAGUGUCCACUGUGUUUUUCCAGAGAGAGAAAAUAACUUUAAAGAAAACAAAAUCAGGGUUUGUGCUUUGGGCCAAAUUUAAAUGAAAUGAAGACUGAAUUGUGCUGUAAUCAUCACGAUCAGGAUGUUUCCUCACAGGGAAAUAAACCUCCGGGGGGGGGGGAAUUGCUUUAAAAACAAGUCUUUAAUAAAAACCAACAGGUGUAUAUAGUUUGUUAUAAUUUCAGUUUUUCUUUUGAGUGGCUGACCAAACCCCAGAUGAUAAUUUAUGCAUGUGUAAAUAUUUUGGUAUGCCAACACAUGUAAUAUUUAACCCAACUUGGCACCUUUUCCUGGGUGACGUUACUGCUAAACAUUAAGGACAAUCCCCCCAAAAUACUCUGAACUUAGUGCACUUAGCGUGAGUCAGAGACAUUACUUUCUAACCAAAGUAAACAAUGAAUGUAAGAGCUUUUUUUAAUAUAAGGUGUGAGGAAGCAGCACAUUAACAGUUUUGGUGGAUUGAUGGUACUUGAAAGUAAACGUCGAUCGAACGCAUUCAUGAACGGUUCAGUCACGUCCUUUUGUAAGUUUUAACAGAAUGUACGUAAAGUGUUGUGAAAAAGCUCAAUGGGGUAAAAAGAAUGGGGGAAAAAAAAGACUGCCAUGAAGUGUUUUGAGUUUUAGAAUUAUUAAAAAUGUUUGUACACAGCAGUAGCAAGUUUUCAGACUGAUUUAGUAAAGUAUUUGUACAGAGAACAGUAACACAACUUUUAUGUACUUAACCAAAGACAAAACACUUGUAUUAAUUAGCUUUUUAUCCAAGUAUAUUUUUGUACUUAAAUGUAUUUUUACAUGUAUUCAGUGUUGCCUUAUUUAGUAAAACCUAGAAAACACUGCUUGUACUACAUUGAUAAUAUAUUGUUCUAUCGAUUUGUAUGAUGUAGUAAUAUAUUUUCACAUGCAGCUAUAGGACAACAUAUGAGACAUACAGAGGAAACAAUUGUUCAAAACUGUUUUGUAUGUAAAACUGAGAACAUAAAGUUGAAUAAUAUGGUACCAAAAUUU